AUGGAGAUACUCAAGAAAUGUAAAGGGCUUCCCUUAGCAAUCAAGGCAAUUGGAGGAUUACUAGCUUCAAAAGGAUUCUACCCAAUUGAAUGGGAAAACAUUAACAAUAAUUUCCAUGAGUUGACGAUGGAGGAAGAUAAUGAAACUAGUUUUGUAAUGGCUUCUUUGCAGCUUAGCUACAAAGAUCUCCCCAAACUGGGUUUUAAGUAUUUAUCAGAACUUAUUAGCAGAUGCUUGGUUGAAGUAGCAGGGCCAGACAUGGAUGGCAAGAUCUACAAUUGUCGGGUGCAUGAUCUGGUACGUGAUCUUCUUAUUAUGACUGUACAAGAUGAGGGACUAGGCAACUUCGACGAGAAGGGUAAGCAGAAGCCCACAGCAGAUACUCUAUGGUUGGGUCUUUCAAGUGAAAUUGUAGAGGGAAAAUCACUAACAACUAGUCCAAAGCUACGAGCACUGGUAUUAAUGAAAAGUGGGAGUAAACUUCAUGUUGACAAAAAAGUUACAACGCGGUAUCUCAACUCCAUCAGAGUCUUGGAUCUGUCUAAAAUUGAACUAGACACUUCACAAGAAGAUCUUUUUGAUUGGCUGAGUUGCCUUAAACGUCUGGCAUGUUUGAACCUUAGUGGAGUUACAGGCCUGAAAGAGUUACCAUCUUCAGUUGAGAAACUCCUUAACCUCCAAAUCUUGGUUCUAAAUGGAUGCACUAGUUUAUCCAAAGUGCACCCAUCAAUCACUAAUCUGAAAAGGUUGAUCAUUUUGGAUCUUGGAUCUUGUCCUCUCCUCAAAUCUCUGCCACAAGGAAUAGAAAAGCUAGUUCGUCUCCAAGAACUGUCUGGACUGAGGUUGGUGAAGCAAGACGACAACAAAAGCUGCAAGCUGACUGAAUUGGGGAAGCUGAUGGAUCUGAGAGUGCUACGCAUAAACAUCUGCAGGGAGACUGAAAUUUCAGAGAAUGAAUUGGAAUUGUUGUCACAACUCAAGAAGCUCAAGGUUUUAUCGAUUGACACUGAGGACUGCACAGAUCACGAGAUUUCAGAGGCUUUGGGUUUGCUUUAUCCUCCCCAGUUCCUUGAUGAGCUAUACUUGAAGGUUUAUGGUUCUAGGUUUAUGCCAGUAUGGGCAAUCAACAUCGUGUUGGUGGGCGCCAGCUCCUCGCCGCGUAACACUCCACUACUCCCCAUGUCGGUUGUGGUUCAACCGUAA
Carica papaya (papaya) is the source of this 1203-nucleotide messenger RNA. The record is from RefSeq and is a predicted model, not a curated record. Lineage: Eukaryota; Viridiplantae; Streptophyta; Magnoliopsida; Brassicales; Caricaceae.